AUGGAGAGUCUCAUUUCCUUAGAUCUUUCAAACAACAAUUUUUCGGGUCAACUCCUAGAUCUUCAUAGUAACUCAACACAAAUGCCUGCAUCUUUAUAUGAUUCUUCAAAAGAACGGCUAGUGGGUCCUAUUCCUUUGCAUUUAAACGAACUCUUCUUAUAUAAUAACUCACUUACCGGAACAAUACCAUCUUGGCUAUAUAUCUUGCCCUCUUUGGAAGCUUUAAGCCUCAGCCACAACCAACUCACUGGGAACGUCAAAGAAUUCCAAUCUAGUUCUUUGGUGUAUCUUAAUUUUGGUCAUAACAGAUUACAUGGCCAAAUUCCAAGAUCAAUCUUUGAAUUUCCAAACCUGGGAGAGCUCGAUCUGUCAUCAAAUAACUUCAGUGGGUUUGUGAAGUUUGGAAAGUUUCCGAAACCCCAAAAUCUUCUUAGGCAUCUUUAUCUUUCUAAUAACUCUUUGACAGGUAUAGAACAAGUAUUUCCGUGGAAAAACUUACAAGUUCUUGACCUCCGCACCAAUUUGCUCCAAGGACAACUUCCUAUUCCACCACCUUCUACAUUUGUCUUCUUGGUAUCACACAAUCAGUUGACGGGAGGGAUUCCUUCAAAGAUUUGCAACCUCAGUUCCCUUGUAGUCCUUGAUUUGUCUAAUAACAACAUGAGAGGCGAAAUUCCUCCAUGUAUAGGAAAUUUGACCAGUCACAACCUCUCAGUUCUGGAUUUACAUAUGAAUAAAUUUCUUGGAGUGAUCCCUUCAACAUUCACAAAGGAUAGCAUCUUGAGGAAUCUUGACCUUAAUGGAAAUAAGUUGGAAGGGCCAUUGCCGCAAACUCUGUUGAAUUGUAGAAAGUUGGAAGUGCUCGACCUAGGAAACAACGAGAUAAACGACACCUUCCCCAACUGGUUGGAAUCCCUUCCAACGUUACAG
Messenger RNA from Prunus avium (sweet cherry), 930 nucleotides. The record is from RefSeq and is a predicted model, not a curated record. Lineage: Eukaryota; Viridiplantae; Streptophyta; Magnoliopsida; Rosales; Rosaceae.